AGUUGUGAUGGGACAAGAUACCUUUACAUCACUAUUGCACACAUGGCCGACGUAAACAUGUUUGACAUGUUUUCAAGUCAGAAGAUAGUACGUUAAAUUAUUAUGUGAAGUUUCCAGAUAUUUAGCAUAACGUUUGAAAUUACGUAAAUAAACAACAUCACUAUGUGAAACAUCAACAACUGAAGUAACCCAUGGCCUGUUAAUUCAAAAACCGACAUGGAGAACUUUGAAAAAUUUGGUUCAUUAGGCAAAGGCUCACGGAAUAGUAAACAAAUAUCGAAUAAUAACCAAUCGCAGUACUCCUCACAUACAGAGGGUGAUAGUUCUUAUAUGUACACAGCUAAAGCACAAGAUGCAAGUUUUUCAUCACCACAAUCAACAGAUUUCGCUUCAGAUGCGAUCAGUUCGGGUCAGAGUGGAAGGAUCUCUGCCCAUAAUACCCGGCGCAUCGACAGACCUAAUGAGAACAUCAAGCUGAUGCCGUUUAAAGUCAAAGAUGUUAUGCAAAUGAUCAACAACAAUCCGGCGUACAGGGACAAAUCUCCUGUGAUGAUCAACAUGAAGGAACAUGAUAUUGACCGUUUGAUUGAACAGCAGCGAAAUGGAAACCUCAUGAGGUUGGGAGCGUCACCACAGCAGUCUUUGAAGGAGUCAAUUCGAGAAAGUCCAAUGUCAAUGUCAAUGAGACAAUCUGAAGAAGAAAAAUCUAGUCAAAAAAGUCCUGCCUCGUACGGAAUAAUAUCGAAUGAUGAAGUCCUUCGGUCCUCAAGAACUUCGGCUAAACAAGCGCCCCAACCGAGAAAGCCUCCUCUGGGGGAAGCUCAGACACAGCAAGUAUUCGCAAUGACUGGAGAAGCUGUCGGCUCAAGAGGAUUCAGAGUACAGAAGUCACAUAAGAGAAAACCAAGAGCCAGAUCAAGAAAAGUCACUCCUGUAAGAAGACCAAGAUCGAGAAAACGUCCACGAUCUAGGGUAAGAAGCAGAUCGAGACGACGAAGAUCGAGACCUACGAAGAUUGUUCGAGCUCGUUCAAGAAGAAGGUCUCCUGUCGUGGUUAAAAAACGCAGGUAUCUUCCUGCCAUGGAUUAUUGUUGCAAUCCCUAUCCAAUGUGUGACAACACCUGCACAGUGACAUUUCCAACUGCUAGAUCGUAUAGGUCCCCACCCUAUAGGUCCCCGCGACGUAGAUCCCCGCGACGUAGAUCUCCUCCCGCUAAAUACAUACAAAGUAGAGCAGCCUUGGGAAAUCCAGUACCGUCUAGGAAUAGAAUAUUUUUAAGGGACCAAAGUCGUUCUGAAAAUAGACCAGUCAUUAUGAACCCAACAUAUUUGCCGAAUGUGCUAGGGGUAACGCAUUCAGGAAUGUCAAUUACUUGUGAUUGUAAUCUCUGUGAGGAAAAAUUGCAGUUCAUUCAGCCCGGGAUAUGUACAAAGAGGAAGGAUAUAUGGACCAAUGAGUACGCGAUCAUUCCAAAAAAACAAAUUAAUUUAAUCGAUCCCUGCGAAGAGUUGGAUCCCUUGAUUUAUCCACGAGCAGACAAUCCGUGUAUCCGAGACGGUCAUGGAAACCCCCUCACAGACUGUAUAGGAAGACCUCUAAGAGAUCCCGUUGGUAAAAAGUUUCUAAGUUUCUCUGCUGACGGUAGCGUACUGGAUACUAGUGUUAGGGGAAACUUUUACACCGGGCAACCUCCACUUUGUGUGAAAUGCCCACUUCCCACAAAUACUUGUGCUCCGGACGCGACACACAAUUGGUGGAUGAGCUGCGGCUAUCCCGUCCAGCCAGACAUGAGCCCCUUUUACCGACAAGUUCUAGCGACAGACCAUUUUCAACGGAGACUAUAAUAAUAAAAUUUAUAAUGUAAACUUGUACUAAAAAUUAAACAUAUGUGCUUCAAAA
Homalodisca vitripennis (glassy-winged sharpshooter) is the source of this 1900-nucleotide messenger RNA. RefSeq lists its product as uncharacterized. NCBI's taxonomy places the organism in Eukaryota, Metazoa, Arthropoda, Insecta, Hemiptera, Cicadellidae. The record is from RefSeq and is a predicted model, not a curated record. The coding region runs from base 217 to 1845 and encodes 542 amino acids. The transcript has 2 exons.